Eruca vesicaria subsp. sativa (arugula) is the source of this 1077-nucleotide messenger RNA. Lineage: Eukaryota; Viridiplantae; Streptophyta; Magnoliopsida; Brassicales; Brassicaceae. The record is from the annotation of a GenBank genome assembly.
AUGUUCUUCCCCAUGUGUCAACCACUUCGGUCUAGGGAAAACCUGGUUAUGUUGUUUAAAGGAUGUAGAAGGUUUGUGAGAACAACGUGUAGAGUUUCAAUCCCUGGUGGUUCUUUGGAGAAUGAAUUAAAAGCACCUCCUAGAUUUCUUAGGGAUAAAAAGAUAGUUCCAGAUGCUGAUCCUCCUCAUAAGGAAGAUAUUCAAAAGUUGUAUCAGCUUUUUGAGCAAAGUAAAAGACUCACCAUCUUGACCGGAGCUGGGAUUAGCACUGAAUGUGGAAUUCCUGAUUAUAGAAGUCCCAAUGGAGCAUAUAGUUCUGGUUUCAAACCGAUUACUCAUCAGGAAUUCACUCGAUCAAGCCGGUCUCGUAGGCGGUAUUGGGCAAGGAGUUAUGCUGGUUGGAGACGGUUCACUGCAGCACAGCCAGGUCCAGCUCAUACUGCUUUAGCAUCACUAGAGAGAGCUGGACGAAUUGAUUGUAUCAUAACACAAAACGUUGACAGGUUGCAUCACCGUGCUGGGAGUGAUCCGCUUGAAUUACAUGGGACAGUGUAUACUGUUAUGUGCUUAGAUUGUGGCUUCUCUUUUCCCCGAGACUCGUUUCAGGAUCAGCUAAAAGCUCUCAAUCCUAAGUGGGCAGAAGCACUAGAAAGCAUUGAUCAUGGAGAACCAGGAUCAGAGAAGAGCUUUGGCAUGAAACAAAGACCUGAUGGUGAUAUUGAGAUUGACGAGAAGUUUUGGGAAGAAGGUUUUCAUAUACCAGUAUGCGAGAAGUGCCAAGGAGUACUAAAACCUGAUGUAAUCUUCUUUGGAGACAAUAUCCCAAAGGACAGAGCUGCUCAAGCAAUGGAAGCUGCAAAACAGAGCGAUGCAUUUCUAGUGUUGGGUUCGUCUUUAAUGACAAUGUCUGCUUUUCGUCUUGUCAGGGCGGCUCAUGAAGCUGGUGCAAUGACUGCAAUUGUAAAUAUAGGCGUUACCAGAGCUGAUGACAUUGUUCCUUUGAAAAUCAGUGCAAGGGUUGGUGAGAUAUUACCCAGAGUUCUUGACGUGGGAUCGCUUGGUGUUCCAGCUCUAUAG